AUGUAUUCAGAGGCAGAGGGACACCUGAAACCAAAGUCGAAGUCCUCUGCCUACCUGGGAAAUCUUGUGGACAGAUCUCCUGAUCUAACACCGAUGAGUUUUAGUGAAGAAGAAAUCUCCUGCUUAGAACAUGUUGAGGAACCUCCUGGAGUUGGCUGUAAAGGCUCGAAGGGGCAGAUCUACUUCAUGGAUCAGGAACCCAACAACAAAGAUUUUCUGACUGAAGAUGAUAUUUACUGCUGCUGCCUCUCCAAGACACUGCUGCACACCUCGACGCCCGUGACCAUCGGCUUCUACUGUCCCGUUGGGAGCCGUUUUAAUUCGCUGCUUGAUAAAAUAACAGCCUGCAUGCUCAAAGAAUCCAUUCAGAGAGAAGAAGAGGAGCUGAGAAAAUCAAACCAAAAGCCAAGAAGACCUGAAGGUUGGGGCUAUUUUCUUCUCCUGUGGUAUCUGCUCUUCUACCAGCCAGUGAUCACUGAAAUCCACCUGAGGAGGGAGAACAUUCAGUUCCUCUUCAUCAGAUUUAGUGCUUGGCAAUAUGCCGGCAGCGACAAGCUGUGGGCAGGGCUGGUCACCACACUCUGUCAAAGCAUCCGCAAGCACUUUGGUGCCCUGCCUUUGAGCUUUUACCACGUGAUGGGGAAAAGGCCCAGAUUUGCCUCUGGCUUUAGCCAAGACGAAUGGCUUCUCAACAAGCGGACCUGCCUUACAUUAGGAGGCCUCGUGUUUGUCCUAGUGUCAGGCGUAAGCCUGCUCUCAGUGGCGAUCUUUGUUCCAGGAAUAAAAGACAGCAGUGCGUUAAAGGUCAUUGGCAGUGCUACCACCGGCCUGUCUGGAUCAGGAAUAUUAGUGACUGUUUUCUCUGUGGUUAAGAACAUGGUUAUCAGCCAGAAGCAGAAAAUUGAGAAGAUGACAGACAGUGAGAAGUUUAGCAGUCACCUAGGCUUCAUGAGCGAAGUGAAGAAGGAAAUCGAGAUGCUGACCAGCUUUGUGUAUUACAUGGAGAUCUAUCAGAGACGGCGGCUGCGCAUAGUGCUGGAGAUCACCAGUUUGGAUAUGUGCUACCCAGAGAGGGUCGUUGGGGUUUUGAAUGCAAUAAACACUUUGCUCUCGGACACUAACGCCCCAUUCAUUUUCAUCCUGGUAAUAGAUCCCAGCAUCAUUGCAUCGUGUUUGGAACAAACCAGCUGCAUGAAAGGAAUGGCCGACAAUGGGUACCUGUUCCUGAACCGCACGGUGACUUUGCCUUUUUCAAUACCAGAGAUGGGCACAAAGUCCAAACUGCAGCAUUUGCAAGACGCUGUCCAGAGCCGGGAGGACCUGAUGUACAAAAUCAUCACAAAAAACAUGGAAAGGGGAGUCAGGAACGUCAAGGGGAAAAUGAUAAAGCUGGUGGAUAUGGAGAUGUCCAGUGAAAUGGACCAAAGCCAAAUCGAUGCUCAAGCUGUGAGGUAUAUUCAUGAAGCAUUUCAUGCUCUGCACAAUGACACUGAUUGUCUCUAUAAAUACAUUCCGGAUAGCAUUAUUCAAAUGAAAAGGAUAGUCAACACAAUUCCCAUCACCAUCAGACUCAUGCUGCAGCAGAACAUUAUGAGACAUACAAUGUCUCCAAGGUCCGUGGCUGCAUGGGUGGUCAUGGCUAAUCAAUGGCCAUGCCGCUUGAGUUGGGUGUUGCAGUGCCUUGAGGACAGGCAGCAGAUUCGACCAACAGAGGAGUUCAGGAACCAGUCCUUAUGGGGAAUCUUCGUGGAAAACUGUAAAGAGCUGUACUCCAUGCACAAAGUCCUCCAGAAUAUCUUGGCCUUGGAUGGGGACCCAGAACUCUUUGGGAAUUUUUUGUCUAAUGAUUUUCCUUUCACAGUACAGGAGGCCAACACCUUUCUAAAGUCCACAAUCAAUCUGGACCAUUCAAUAAGGCAUAAACUGGGACUAAUACGAGGAGUUAAUUCACUGAAUAAGGCAAAUGAUACAAGCGUAACUAAGUCUUCAGUUAAGACUGUCCAGGUGUCUACGGGUGUGCAGUGUUCUGGUAUAGAGGAAUGCAGUUAA
Emys orbicularis (European pond turtle) is the source of this 2049-nucleotide messenger RNA. RefSeq names its product NTPase KAP family P-loop domain containing 1 (gene NKPD1). The transcript has 4 exons. The coding region runs from base 1 to 2049 and encodes 682 amino acids. The record is from RefSeq and is a predicted model, not a curated record. Lineage: Eukaryota; Metazoa; Chordata; Testudines; Emydidae.